Molecule: messenger RNA, 784 nt
Organism: Guillardia theta CCMP2712
Lineage: Eukaryota; Cryptophyceae; Pyrenomonadales; Geminigeraceae
Exons: 3
Source: RefSeq, a predicted model, not a curated record
GUCGGGCUGUCUGAAAUGUGCGAGACGCGCUUCAAUGUGUGGGAGGAGCGACUACUCGCGCGUCUGAUAUCUUGUAUCAUGCACACUUCUUGAUCCUCCGUCUUACCGGCGCUCAUGAUUCCUUGAUUCAAUCAUUGAAAAUCUUCAAGAACUGUCCGGCUCACCUCUAACUAACAAACUUCGUGGUACCUGCGACUUUGCCCCAAGAAACUCGACCCAGACUGAAACAAGAGCAAGAUGUGUUACAUAUUUGUGUCGAUCAUAAGAUAACGACGAAAAUUGUGUCAAAUUCGUUUUGAAUAUGCCUUUGGUGAAUUGAUGAACGGACGGGGAGGGUUCUACUUCAAUGAUUGUGCAACGUAUCUACAUUCCACUCCAGGACGAAAUUAGAAUGAUAAUUUCUGCCUUAAACCUAGAAACGGGAAUCCCGGAUAAGAAAUCAAGAUGUAGAUCAUCUUCCUUGACCGAUGGGAUCCUCAUUGAUUCACAACUUUCCAAAUCGUCAUGGAGCAGACUACCAAUUUACAAGGUUACACAAGGCGCUCAAAGCAAGAUUGGGCAUAAACAUCCCGAAAACCAGAAAUGUACGACGAGUUCAAUGAAGCCAGAGGAGUCGGGAAUCCAAGUAGAGAGACCCUUGAAUGCAUUGCACAAGGCCGGCCAACAACAAUGGUUUUACCAAUUAUGUAGAAAACUGUACAUCGGACGAAAAUUAUUUUCAGUGAAGGAAUUGGGCUUGCUUCGGAACGAAAAUGUUGUUGCAGUUCUAAGCGUUGUUCUGCCG